Molecule: messenger RNA, 1612 nt
Organism: Lampris incognitus (smalleye Pacific opah)
Lineage: Eukaryota; Metazoa; Chordata; Actinopteri; Lampriformes; Lampridae
Gene: hoxc1a
Product: homeobox C1a
Exons: 3
Coding region: 1-741 (246 amino acids)
Biological process (GO): regulation of transcription by RNA polymerase II
Cellular component (GO): nucleus
Molecular function (GO): DNA-binding transcription factor activity, RNA polymerase II-specific; RNA polymerase II cis-regulatory region sequence-specific DNA binding
Source: RefSeq, a predicted model, not a curated record
AUGACGGCAUAUCACUUGAAAGCCAGUGAUGGGACAGUGGAAAGCUUCAUCAACAGCAUCCGCCGUGCUGUUCUGAGCCAACCCAACCGACAGGACGGCGACCGUGUGCGCCUUCUCGGACAGCCCUCAGAGCGUCUUCCCACCGGCCUGCCCCCUCUCCCCCGUGCUCCUGCACGCUGCGCUGGACUUGGACACCGCGCGUCAAGCAACAACAACGAGGCGCGCUCCGCUUUUGGGUCACUUCGCCAGCACGUUCAAAUCUAUUCACGCAACGGGCCCGAGAUUCGCGUCGCUGUCGUGGGCAGCUCGGCUGACUUGGACUCUCCGUGUGACAUAGCUGGUCUACAUGAAAUGAGCCAAACUUUUGAGUGGAUGAAAGUGAAGAGGAGUCCACAUCGGACGGCCGGGAUGCGGUUGACCUGUGGGCUGAGCAUCAUUGGCUCGGGCCUCGGCCAUGACAAUGGGGGCAACAGCAUCUGUAUGAAUGGCCGUCCCACAGUGACUGGGACCCCGAGGACCAGCUUCAGCACCAAGCAGCUGACAGAGCUGGAGAAGGAGUUUCACUUCAACAAGUACCUGACGAGGGCCAGACGGGUGGAGGUCGCCGGUGCCCUGCAGCUCAGUGAGACGCAGGUCAAAGUGUGGUUCCAGAACAGAAGGAUGAAGCAGAAGAAAUUACAGAGGAACGGGUUACUCUCAGACACCGGACCCGGACUACCCGCACACCUGCCCCUCCCCUGAGCCGACCUCCCCAAAACACCUGGCCCCUAAAGCUUCAUACAGGCUACAGGGCCUGCUGGAUCGAAGGUGCGUGGCCAACGCAGGUUGUGCCACUAUAACCAACAGAUGCUUUGAUGAGUUUCACUCAUGCUUCACUUUUAUUUGCUCACUUGGAAGAUCCUCAUUGCUCGCGGCGUUGUUCGACAUGUAAGGGCGAGCUGGAACGACCUGUUACCGUCACCGGCCUCAGACUGGUGUGCACUGUAAGCAUUUGAUUUGGAUAUUUAAGUUAGAGUCAUUAAGAUGUGUGCUCAUCCACACUAUGUAAAAGACGAAUCAAACAUUUUUUGAAUUGGCCACUGAAACUAUGGCCUUUCAUUGUUUUUUACUUUCAUUUUUUUUUAAUUUAAGAACUAAAGUUUAAUAUAUUAUAAACGUGCAACUUAACUUUGUAUCCUACUUUGCAUGACAUUGAAUAUGUUUUACCUUAGACCCCCAUUCUACAAUGCUUUUUUGAAAAUAUUUUUUUGAUACAAAUUAUUCAAAGGUGGCCCACUACUUGCCCCAAAGGCCAUUUUCAAGUUCCAAUGUUUGUUUUGUUCUACGGGUCCUGUUUUCUUUCCCUUACAAAGGUGACCUGUGAUUCAUUCAUCACGACUCACAAGGUGCAUAUUGAAGCAGACGUCAUAAAACUCAAGUGCACCUGUUGUAUAUGCCAAGCGCAUCGGCGGCGUGGUUUGUGAGUUAUCAUUUCACUUUGAAAGUACAAUAUUUAUCAAGUGUCAUGCACUAAUAUAUUUUAUAUUUUGUUGUCCUUUGUUGUCCUUUUUUUCCCCCCACCAAUUGCUUACAUAAUGGUUUUUAUUAAACCCCUUCAGCCGAAGGAUUAUGG